Messenger RNA from Entamoeba invadens IP1, 408 nucleotides. RefSeq lists its product as hypothetical. The transcript is spliced from 2 exons. Gene Ontology annotation, cellular component: spliceosomal complex. The record is from RefSeq and is a predicted model, not a curated record. Bases 1 to 408 code for a protein of 135 amino acids. Gene Ontology annotation, biological process: mRNA splicing, via spliceosome. NCBI's taxonomy places the organism in Eukaryota, Evosea, Mastigamoebida, Endamoebidae.
AUGCAAAAACCAAUCGGUGCAAAAUUCGUGAAAAAGUCAACGAAAAAAUCCGCGCUCGCUAAUUUCAUCGAAGAGACAAAACCCGCAAAACCAGAAACUCACAAGUCAAAAAUCACAAACGUAUUAAUUGGCCAGAAAGAAACACAAAAUAAUGAAACAAAAAAAGACAUCACAGUCAUCCCUCUCCCAAAACAAUCUUUUGGGAAGAGUAUACUCGAGCAAAUGAAGAGACGGAAAACACUCGAAAAGGCAAGUGGAAAUUUUUCUGAUAAAUACAAAGACCUCCCACCUCCAACCGACUCUCAAGCAUACGAAGACAUCCCUGUCGAGAACUUUGGGGCUGCGAUGUUGAGAGGUAUGGGCUGGAAAGAGCCACAAACUAAAGAAGUCAAAGACAGCAAAGAAUAA